AUGUGUUUUAGGGUCUUAGUCACUCAUGUUGAGAGAUUUAAGUCAGACUCUCACUUAAUAACAUGGCACAUUCCACACAUGUAUUCUGACAAUAUGAAGGAAAAAUCAACAACAGUUAUGUUAGGUAUUCAAUUAUUCAAUGAAAAUAAACUAGAUGAAAUGUGCAAAAUAAUGGAGAAGCAUCACCAAUAUGUACCUCAGUUGAAACAAGUGGAAAAAGUUCUAUCACCAAGUGGAGAUAUUGAUGAGGUACAUAAGCUAAAGACAUGGGACACACUUUUUGGGGGCGACCAAUUGACUGUUGCUCGUGCUCGUGGUGCUAAAACUAUCAGAAGUGGCCAUGAAGAACCUGAGGAGCAACUGAAAGGAUUAACACCAGUACUGGAAGAUUGGCACUCAAGAAUGACAUUAAUGAAAGUGAUAUGGAAAAGGUUGUUCAAGAAGGAAUCAUUGAGAGACAAAGGGACACUUUCUCAACUUAAAAUUCUUAUAAGUCGUACAUCAGUUCCAUUGGAUCCCGAAAAAAACAUGCAAGCAGCUGAAGAUUUUUUUCAACUUGUACUUGAUGCUCACAUUGUUGCUGCAGCUGAAAAUGGAUUAAUGAAGGAUGACAGUACACUAGAAGAAGUAGCAAUGGCAAUCAUCGAUUCUUAUGUUCGUUUGGAACCCAAUAAUGUAACUCAUGUAGAUGCUAUCAAUACUUACGCAUGUGAAGUCAUAACUCUUGGUUUAAUCUGGGCUAAUUUUUAUGAUUCGAUUAGAGAAGGAGAUGGGCAUAGAAUCAUGCAAAUUUGGAAGUUUUUACUACUAAUCUUUUCUAAAACUGGUCAUAAAAACUAUGCCAAAGAGGCUGCCAUUCUACUAAUAUCUGUUAAGUUCUUGUCUUCAGAAAGAUUAUCUGCUCAAAUUUUGACAGGACGAUUUGUGAAUACCAAAGGCCGAGAGGGAUGUAACAUGCCUUGUGACUUAUAUCUAGAACAUUUAAAUCGCCGUUUAAAGAAAGUAAUAAGACACCUAGGAUCAAAUGUGCAGCCUUCUUCUAUUGAACGGGCAGCAAAAGCUAUUGGAAUUGUAGAUCACAUAUGCAAAGUAUUUCGUGAGUCUCUGAGUGUCCCUUCCAAUUCAGAUAAACACUCAAAGCCUCCACAUGGAAAGGACUUCCAGAAGGUUUUAUGGCAAUUGAAUGAGAGUGAAAUAUUUGCACGUACAAGUUUAAGACAUCAUGAAAAAAUAUCACUUAGGAAUUGCUUACUAGAGACAGUUGAUUAUGAUCAAGUUACAAGCUGGCUAAUUGAACGUAUUAUUCCUUCUAUUAUUUUUUGA
This is a messenger RNA of Amphimedon queenslandica, 1323 nucleotides long. RefSeq lists its product as uncharacterized. Bases 1 to 1323 code for a protein of 440 amino acids. The transcript has 3 exons. The record is from RefSeq and is a predicted model, not a curated record. Lineage: Eukaryota; Metazoa; Porifera; Demospongiae; Haplosclerida; Niphatidae.